GGAUGCAUGCAGAGCCUAUAGACCUAAGUAACUGGACACUGUUUCUUCGAACUGGGCUGCUUUAUCUCAAAAAUUGUCCACAGUUGCUGAAGCUCCUCACUGAGUGCAUUUCAGGCAUUUUAACCUGCUAACGGCAAGAAGAAGGGUUCACCACAUAGUUCCAAAGGUCUUCCACUUGCCACCACUGCCAAAAGAAGCAAAAUGAUUGAACCCAUAGGAAAUCAGUAUGUUGUGGCCAGGCCAGUGUACUCUGCAAACACUUUUGGAGAAGAACAUAAGAAGAAACACAGACAUCAUAAGACAUUUCUGGAUCAUCUCAAAUUGUGUUGUAGCUGUUCCACACAAAAGGCCAAGAGAAUUGCCCUCUCUUUCUUCCCCAUAGCAUCUUGGUUACCAUCAUACCGAAUAAAGGAAUGGCUACUCAGUGACAUCGUUUCUGGUAUCAGCACAGGGCUGGUGGCUGUACUUCAAGGCUUAGCAUUUGCUCUGCUGGUCACCAUCCCCCCAAGAUAUGGAUUGUAUGCAGCCUUUUUCCCAGUCAUAGUCUACUUCUUUUUGGGUACUUCUAAACACAUAUCUGUAGGACCAUUUCCAGUUCUAAGUAUGAUGGUGGGAGCAGUGGUUACAAAUGUAGUCUCAGAUGCCAGUACCACGAUGGAAUCAUCCAAUAGCACAGAGAAUAAUGAAUCGAUAUUGGAGCAGAAGAAACUACUGGUGGCUACAACUGUCACAGUCCUUUCUGGAAUCAUCCAGCUGGUCCUGGGGGUUCUGCGGAUCGGAUUUGUAGUGAUCUACCUAUCUGAGUCCCUGAUCAGUGCCUUCACCACUGCUGCCGCCGUUCAUGUGUUGGUUUCCCAGCUCAAAUUCAUGUUGCAGCUAUCAGUUCCAGCACACACGGACCCAUUCUCGAUUUUCAAAGUACUAGAGUCUGUAUUCACCCAAAUAGAGAAGACUAACAUUGCUGACCUCGUGACAUCCCUGAUUAUCCUGUUUAUUGUAUUUGUGUUUAAAGAGAUAAAUCAGCGCUACAAGUCCAAACUUCCAGUGCCUAUCCCCAUCGAACUUAUCGUGACGGUGAUCGCAACAGGUGUAUCCUAUGGCUUUGACUUCGAGCACAGGUUUAACGUGUCUGUGGUUGGGCAGAUGGAUACUGGAUUUGAGCCCCCUAUUACACCCGAUGUGCAGAUUUUCCAAGACACCAUAGGAGACAGCUUUGGCAUUGCGAUUGUGGGCUUUGCAGUGGCCUUUUCUGUGGCCAGUGUCUAUUCCCUCAAGUAUGAUUAUCCAAUUGAUGGCAAUCAGGAGUUAAUUGCCUUGGGAUUGAGUAACAUAUUCACUGGAUCAUUUAGAGGCUUUGCAGGGAGUACCGCCCUCUCCAGAUCAGGGGUCCAGGAGAGUACAGGAGGCAAAACGCAGGUUGCUGGGCUCCUCUCCGCUAUCAUUGUGUUGAUUGUCAUUGUGGCCAUUGCCUUUCUUCUGGCACCACUGCAAAAGUCUGUCCUGGCAGCUUUGGCACUUGGAAACUUAAAAGGAAUGCUGAUGCAGUUUGCUGAAAUAGGCAGAUUGUGGCGAAAGGAUAAAUAUGAUUGUUUGGUUUGGAUCAUGACCUUCAUCUUUGCCAUUGUUCUGGGACUGGGGUUAGGCCUGGCGGCAAGUGUGGCAUUUCAGCUCCUCACCAUCGUGUUCAGGACCCAGUUUCCAAAAUGUAGUACACUGGCUAAUAUUGGAAGGAGCAACAUCUAUAAGGACAAAAAAGACUAUUCUGAUAUGUAUGAGCCGGAAGGAGUGAAAAUUUUCAGAUGUCCAUCUCCAAUCUACUUUGCAAACAUUGGAUUUUUUAAGCAGAAACUUAUAGAUGCUGUUGGCUUUACUCCACUUCGAAUUCUACGCAAACGCAACAAAGCUUUGAAGAAAAUUCGAAAACUGCAGAAGAGAGGCCUACUACAAGUGACACCCAAAGGAUUUAUAUGUACUGCUGAUGGCUUCAAAGAUUCUGAUGAAGAGCUAGACAACAAUCAGAUGGAGGAACUAGAUCAGCCCAUCAAUACCACAGAUCUGCCUUUCCAGAUAGACUGGAAUGCUGAUCUUCCCCUCAACAUCAUGGUCCCCAAAAUCAGCCUCCACAGCCUUAUUCUCGAUUUUUCAGCAGUGUCCUUUCUUGAUGUUUCUUCAAUGAGGGGUCUCAAAACGAUUUUGCAAGACUUUAUCAGGAUCAAUGUAGAUGUGUAUAUUGUUGGAACUGAUGAUGAUUUCAUUGAGAAGCUUGCUCGAUGUGAAUUUUUUGAUGAUGAAGUCAAGGACUCAAUAUUUUUCUUAACAAUUCAUGAUGCUGUUUUACAUAUUUUGAUGAAGAAAGAUUAUAGCACUUCAAAGUUUAAUUUCAAUCAGAAAAAAGAAAUGAAAUCUGAUUUUACCAUAAAUACAAAUGGAGGAUUGCGUUAUCGGGAAUAUCAGGUACCACUUGAAACAAAAUUCUAAUCAAAAUAUAAUUCAGAGGGACCCUCAUCUGGUUGUCACAUAAAGAACAACUUUAUACCCAGAAAGUUAUUGAUAAGUUCAUACAUUGUAUGAAGAAUAUUUGUAUUUGAUAGAAUUAUGUUUCAAACUUUGGAACGAGAUUGUUCUAGCAUGGUAUAUUUUUCACAUAUCUAUAUAAAAUUAUGUAAAUACUCUUUAAUUUUAUACCUUAGAUUUAUCAAAGGAAAAUUAUUUUGUAUAUAUGUAUUUUUGUAGCACUGUCAGAUUUCCAUUCAAGUCAGAACUUUCACAAUGCUUUGCAGUGUCUUUAUACCACUGCUUUGAAUCUCAUAAUUUAUACAGGUCAUGUUAAUAUUUCUCCAUUUUAAAAAAUUCAGUUGUACAGCAAAUGUGUUGUUUUAUUAAAUUUGUUAUAAGCUUUCUGAUA
Ictidomys tridecemlineatus (thirteen-lined ground squirrel) is the source of this 2905-nucleotide messenger RNA. NCBI's taxonomy places the organism in Eukaryota, Metazoa, Chordata, Mammalia, Rodentia, Sciuridae. The record is from RefSeq and is a predicted model, not a curated record.